CCCGUCGCAUAUUCAACGUACGGCUGUCUGCUGCACGUCUCCCUCCCUUCCCUAUUGUUUGAGGUUUUCGGACAUAGACCCACGAUCACAGCCGCAUGUACCACAGGAGCUGCUCAUGCUGUGGAUUACAAUUGACAUAAGGUGAAGCUGUGUGUGGGCGCCACCGGUCAAUUUUAAGAACAGGAUGUGAUGUCACAGCGUUAGCAGCUCCCAUUUUCCCUGUCCAGAGCCAGUUUGUGAGUGGGGAGCCCCUCCCACUCUGUGGACAGGACAUGUUUGAAGCAAAACCACGGGUGGUGGAGAAGAAAGAGUCAAGCACCGAGACAGAUGAAGGGCUGGGCAGCAGUGGGAGGCAUUUCGGCUCCAACUCGGUGGGCUCCGGUUCGGCCGGCUCUGGUUCCCUGUACCUGUCAGACAGCCAGGACUGGGUGGUUUCCCCCAGCUGCUCUCCUCCUGAUGAAGGCCCGGUCCAACACAGCGCUAUCUCCCCCAUGCUGGCCGAGGAAACUUUCCGCUACAUGACGUAUCUCGCUUUGGAGCCCUCCUCUUAUUCCCAUCCCGGCUCUCAGAGCCUCUCCAAAGUCCUCAGUGCUGAUCGUGUGGAGCAGAUGACCAAGACGUACAAUGACAUUGACGUGGUCACACACCUUUUGGCUGAGCGGGACAGAGACCUGGAGCUGGCAGCUCGUAUCGGUCAGUCCCUUCUGCAGAGGAACCACCUGCUGCAGGAACGCAACGAGGCCUUGGAGGAGCAGCUAGCACAGGCCCUGGACCAGGUUCACCAGCUGCAACAUGAGCUCAGUAAGAAGGAUGAGUUGCUUCGGAUGGUGGCCAGCGCCUCAGAAGAAAGCGAGACCGACUCCAGUGUCUCAACACCACAGCGGCAAAACCAGCUUCCGGGAAUCACCACGGCCGCUGCUGCCCUCAGUCAGCUGGAGUCACUGCAAAAUAAGCUGCAGGAGCUGGAGGAGGAGAAUCUGUCACUCAGGUCUGAGGCGUGUCAGCUGAAGAGAGACACCAUCAGCUACGAGGAGAAGGAGCAGCAGCUGGUCAAUGACUGUGUCAAGGAGCUCCGUGAGUCCAACAGCCAGAUGGUGUCUCUGACUGAUGAACUGUCUCAGAAGAACGAGGAGCUGCUCAGACACCAGGAGGAAAUCGCUCAGCUGCUCUCUCAGAUUGUAGAACUACAGCACAGAGUUAAAGAGCUGGCUCUAGAGAAGGAGGAGCUGAGGAUCCACCUACAGGCCUCUAAAGAUGCUCAAAGACAGCUAACAGCAGAGCUGAACGAGCUGACAGAGAGAAAUGCCGAGUGUGUCGAGAUGCUCCAUGAGUCACAGGAGGAGAUCAAAGAGCUUCGCAGUAAAAAUACUCCCUCAUCUGGGAUGCGACGGCACCUUUCUUAUGGCCUUUACCCCAUGGACUCUCUUGCUGCAGAAAUUGAGGGCACCAUGAGGAGAGAGCUGAGUAUAGAUGAAGAGACUGCUUUCCAGGACCAAAGAAUUUCCCAGAAGCGAGUCUUCCAAACGGUUCGCUCCAUCAAUGCAUCAACAGCAAAAGCAGCCUCAGCUACACCUCCCAUCCCCGGUUCAGGGCAAAGCUCUCUAGUGAUGACGGCUCAGCCCUUCCAGUCUGCUCAGGGAGAGGAGGUAAAAAUGGGUCAGCCUGGCUCACCAGGUGGAAACGACCUCACCAGAGCCCUGCAUCGACUCUCACUGCGACGACAGAACUUCCUGUGUGAACGCCAGUUCUUUCAGGCGGAGCGUGAAAAGAAGCUGCAGGCUCUAAUAGCAGCGGAGGCAGACGGGGAGAACAGCGGCUGCAGUUCACCGAUGGGCAGCGUCAUGUCGUCCUUCUCCAACCUGUCGGAGCUCUCCUUCAGCUAGUGUUUUAAGACCUUCCUACCGGAGAAGCUGCAGAUUGUCAAGCCCAUGGAAGGCUCACUGACGCUCCACCACUGGCAGCAACUGGCCAAACCACACCUGGCCACCAUCCUGGACCCUCACCCUGGAGUGGUGACAAAGGGUUUCCGCCCCCUGGCCCAAGAUGCUGUGUACCGCCUGUCUGACAUGGAAGAGGAUGAGGAGGACGAAGAGCACAGAGAGAGAAGUUUUGGCGUCUUGGAGAAGGGGGCAUCAGAGCAGGGUAAAGAUGAAGAGGAUGAAGAGGAGGAGGAAGGCGGCAUCACCUUCAAAGUGCGGUGCUCAUCUACACCAGAUGAGAGAAAAGACAGGAAGCAUGCCGUGUCACCUGUCUCACCUCUUGCCUCCACCUUGCCACCAUCCUCAUCCUCCCUCAGACCCGACCUCUGCGUGACCCCCGGCCCAUGUCCCAUCACAGAGAAGUCCAACGUAACACCUCAGCCCAUUCCAGGAACCUCUACAGCAGCGGUCCAAUCAAAUCAAAUUAACACCUCAACAUCAACAGUCACAUCUUCGUCUGUACAAAAUCCAGGCAAGUGUCAGAGCUCCACUUUCUCCACCUACACCUUCACCACCUGCCGCAUCCUGCACCCCACUGAUGUCACACAGGUUACCCCCAGUUCUCAGUCGUCUCUACUGGCCAACACUCCCAGCUCCAUGAGGACAGGUCCCAGUACUCCUGUGACUCCUUGCAGACUCAGCCUCGGUGACUCCUUCCCCCCUCGGCGUUCUCCUGCACCCCCCAGUGGCCUUGCAAAGCUGGUCUUGGAGAGGGGAAUUUCUGCACAAGUUUCAACAGAUACCCCUUCGCCCUCGCCAAAACCCACCCCCAAGCAGCCAUUGUUCCGCCUUCUCCCAGGCACCCCUCCUAACUCCCCCUCCCACUCGCCUACUCCCUCUCCUGUGCCCAUGGAGUCACGCCAGCACUCAGCUGAUAAUUUCCUUGCUUCGCGGCCAGCAGAGCUCUUCCUCCAGGACGUUUACGGGUUGAAUCUGGGCCGUGCCCCUCACCCUGACCUUCCAAGCCCAUCACAGGAAACAUCAGCCCCUACUCCCAAAUCUGGUCGCACUAAGCCUGACCUGGUUAACGUGGGCCUUGUGGAGAGACUCCGCAGGCUGGGAUUCACAAAGGUCCUUCACGGUGCAGAGCCCGGGGGUGCAGUAUCGCGCCAGGAUUCUGCUACAUUUGUGUCGACAGGUGGAGGGAGCCUGUUGGACGGCCUAAGGCGCAACCAGAGCCUUCCAGCCAUGAUCGGUGCAAGAGCACCAAAGUCUAUGAGUAAUCCAACACCUGGUCCUCCCCACCCUACCUCCCUCGCCCUCCCUCCACCACCCUGGGGGAACCUCAAAGAACGGCGAAGGCCUCUCGCCUCCAUCUCUCAUGUCCCAUCAAGUUCAACCAAACACUGAGUGGAAGAGGCAAACACACUCCAAGACAUGAACCUCCUCAAUCCCCUUCUCCCUGGGCACUCCUCUCCUCCUUUCUGCCUUUGGAGAGAUGGAGUUAGGGCCUCUAAUGUCAGUCCCUCCUUUUUAAUGACUUAAUUUUAAAGCACAACUGAUUGAACUGACUGUUUUUAGCGAUACCGCAGUGUCUAUGUGUAGAUGUUUGCCAUGAUGCUAGUUAUAAAGGCCUUAGCUUGCCUGUGGAUUCAGCGCAGUACCUUCUCAGUAGUAGUCUUAAUUAAGGUUCUGUAGUUUUCCUGUGAGGCUCUGGAUGGUCAGAAGCAGGUAGAGGAGAAAGGACGACAUGCAUGUGGAAGAUGGUUUGUGGAAGUGAAGAAGAAUAAAGACAGAAUUGUCAGAAGAAGGAUCUUUUCAUUUUUAUUCAUGUUGGAAGAAAAAGAAAGAAAGAAAGAGAAGGCUAGAAAAGAAAGAGUGAGCAUCCAGGGUCCAGACUUUAUAAAGGGCUUGUCCUGUAGUGGGUUGGAAAAGCUUUAGUUUUUAGGCAAAUGGCACAAAGCUAGUCGAGUCUGUUAACUGAACAUGCCCAUUAGAAAAGGCAGACGGACAUCAGCAAAUUAUUACAUUGAGAAGAGAAGGGAUACAACUUGCUAACAACCGCAAACGGCAUUAGAAGGCACCAUACUGCCAGGCUAAUCUCAUAGACAGACCAUGCAUCUAACAUGCCAGUAUUAUAUUAAUGAUUUUACUCUUGCACGGAUGUUUGGUCCAUGUGCCGUGCCCCCUUUCCGUCCCCCUGCAAGUGUCUGUCUGCAUGACACGUUUCAGUAUGUCCCAGCAUGCACCUGUCCAGCAGGCAGGUGGGGCCAGCCUGAGGGAACCCGGGUACCAAAUCAGCAAAAGGAUGCAAGGCAAAUGGGCCUCUUUACAGCCUUUUCCUUCAGGUCUUGUGUGUUUUUGUGUGUUUUUACUGGUUAAGAGGCCUUAAGUAGAAGCCAGCACUGUUCUGAUUUGUGUUCCUGUUUUAAGCCAUGUUUGUACUGUAAAUAUCGGUUGCACUCGGUGGGAUUUGGAGGUUUAGUUAGUUGAGGAUCACAGCUUGAAUGAAAACAUUUUGCUACAGAGGCCAAUUGGAGAUAAGAGUUUUUAGCCAACAUCCUUUUCUCAGGCUCAUGGAGCAUUCAGGUUCAGCUUAAGAGGGAAAACCACUGGCAUAUGACUUUAGUUGUUUAUCACAUUCAGGUUUAUUAUUUAUGAAUGUUUUUUUUGUCUUGACUCGAUCUCAAGGCCAUUGAGCACAUCUAAAAGUCCAAAAUAUCCUGUUAAGAUAAUAGUAAGCUCAAAUCUGUGUGCUUGAACCCUAGGUUGACCCCUGACCUUUCCAUCAUGAGUGCUGCUCUCCCUUGUAAAGCCAGCCAGACUCACCCACUUAGUAAUAUUAUUAUUAUAAUUGCACUUUUAUUUUUUUAACCAUUGUUUUACUGACAUGAGUAUUUGAAGUAUAUUAAUUCUAACAUAUUAAUGCUAAGUUUAGUAUAAUGUGUGCCUGUUGCUAAUAUUGGCUAACAUUUGGUCAUAAGAGUUUAAUAUAUGUAGCAGUUUUGUGUUUUCCAUGUGUAAAAGCCCACAUAAGGGAAGUCAUUUUAAGCUAAAACUGUUUUUUGUUUUUAAUAAAUCCGCUUCUCUGGCUCAUACUUGUGUUUAUGUAAGGCAUUUUGUGAGAAUUAGCUAUAACAUACUGUAUUAAACAAUCGAUGAAGAGCUUCAGGUUCAUGUAGGAGGAUUAGAGCAGAGGGAAUGCACAUUCUGACUGUUCAUACCUUAGGUUAGCUGUAGUUGUGAAAUCAACUCGAAUAAAAUCCCUUUGCUUUCUGAUGAUGGGAUUUGCGGCAAGAGGUUCAAGUCUGGUGAAUUGUAAAAUGCCCUGUGACUUCUUCAUGCCUCCUUUUUGAAAACCUGAUCCUCUGUAAACUACUCAUGGCUAUUAUUCAGUUGCCUCUUUUUUUUAAAAUAAAGCAAUGGAAACGAA
Molecule: messenger RNA, 5352 nt
Organism: Sphaeramia orbicularis (orbiculate cardinalfish)
Lineage: Eukaryota; Metazoa; Chordata; Actinopteri; Kurtiformes; Apogonidae
Gene: trak2
Product: trafficking protein, kinesin binding 2
Biological process (GO): anterograde axonal transport of mitochondrion; protein targeting; vesicle transport along microtubule
Cellular component (GO): dendrite; mitochondrion; cytoplasmic vesicle
Molecular function (GO): myosin binding; GABA receptor binding
Source: RefSeq, a predicted model, not a curated record